This is a messenger RNA of Xenopus laevis (African clawed frog), 1556 nucleotides long. It is a transcript of the gene acy1.S, whose product is annotated as aminoacylase 1, gene 1 S homeolog. Gene Ontology annotation, molecular function: aminoacylase activity; hydrolase activity. NCBI's taxonomy places the organism in Eukaryota, Metazoa, Chordata, Amphibia, Anura, Pipidae. Gene Ontology annotation, biological process: amino acid metabolic process. The transcript is spliced from 15 exons. The record is from RefSeq and is a predicted model, not a curated record. The coding region runs from base 153 to 1376 and encodes 407 amino acids. Gene Ontology annotation, cellular component: cytoplasm.
GGUUGUUGGAUGCUUUCCUGGCUUGACUAGUCAUGCCUGGGAGUUAAUGUUUAUCCGCAUGCCUGUGAUUGAGUGCACAAGGGAGUGCACGAUUGUGCAUACAAAGUUCCUUAGCCCAGUGGCGAUUCAGCAGAAGCUGCGAAGACUCGGAGAUGGAUUUGGCAACUGCAACCGAGGAUCCAGCCACUAGCCUGUUUCGAGAGUACCUGAAUAUAAGAACAGUGCAGCCGGAUCCAGAUUAUGAUAAGGGAAUACAGUUUCUUAUUCGUGUGGCCGAAGAAAUUGGAUUGGAAAGUAAGACAUUGGAGUUGCAUCCGGGCCGUGUAAUACUAAUACUGACUUGGAAAGGAACAGAUCCCCAGCUUCGAUCAGUGAUCUUAAACUCUCACACGGAUGUGGUUCCAGUAUUUGAGGAAUUCUGGACAUACCCACCAUUUUCUGCUCAUAAAGACAAAGAUGGAAACAUCUAUGCCCGUGGGGCGCAGGACAUGAAGUGCGUUACUAUCCAGUAUCUGGAAGCUGUGUGCCGGCUGAAAUCUGAGGGACGCCGAUUCCCACGUACCAUCCACCUCACUCUGGUGCCAGAUGAAGAAAUUGGGGGACACAAAGGGAUGGAGCUGUUUGUACAGCACCCAGACUUCCAUGCACUUAACCCAGGAAUCACUUUGGAUGAAGGUCUUGCAAAUCCCUCAGAAGAAUUCAGUGUUUUCUAUGGGGAGAAAUGUCCUUGGUGGAUAACAGUUCAUUGUGGGGGAGACCCUGGACAUGGUUCCCGCUUCAUAGAAAACACAGCAGCAGCCAAAUUACACUCAGUAAUAUCAAGAUUUUUGGAGUUCAGAGAAAAAGAGAAAAAUAGGCUAUUGUCAGAUCCUAAUCUCACACUUGGAGAUGUCACCACUGUGAAUCUGACACGAGUCAGUGGGGGAGUCUCCUUCAAUGUUGUGCCAUCUGAGAUGACGGCAACCUUUGACCUACGUAUACCACCUACUGUGAAUUUGAAGGAGUUUGAGCGUCAGCUUGAGGGUUGGUGCAGAGAAGCUGGAGAUAACAUAACAUGGGAGUAUCAUCAGAAAUGUAUGAACGAGAGAGUGACUACUCCAGACGAUUCUAACCCUUGGUGGAAAGCAUUCAGCACCCCAUGCAAAGAGAUGGGCCUAAAGUUGAAGCCUGAGAUUUUCCCUGCAGCUACUGACAGCCGUUACAUUCGCACGGCUGGCUAUUCUGCUCUUGGUUUCUCUCCAAUGAACAACACACCCAUCUUGCUUCAUGAUCACAAUGAGUAUUUGAAUGAAGAUGUCUUCCUUCGUGGGAUCCAAAUUUACACCAAGAUCAUUGCCUCGCUUGCCAGUGUUGUGCCACUUGCUGGAGAGCAUUGACAAAAAAAAAAAGGAACAUGGGAAUAAGAGCAAGAUUUGUUAUGGAAUCAUCUCAGGGAGUGUCUGUAAACAGCAAGCUACAGUGUACUCAGGGAAUAGCAAGUGGUCAUUCGAAUGUUCAGAUUAAUGGUAAACCAACUAAAAUUGCCAUUUUUGAUUAAACAUAAAUCUUUUACAAAA